Paramuricea clavata is the source of this 2596-nucleotide messenger RNA. NCBI's taxonomy places the organism in Eukaryota, Metazoa, Cnidaria, Anthozoa, Malacalcyonacea, Plexauridae. The record is from the annotation of a GenBank genome assembly.
UUCGGAUUUUAUAAUUACCAUGUAAAUACCAUGAACAAACAUCCACACAUAUGCUUUGUUCGACACAUGUCGGUUGUGUAAACAUUGCGCAGUUUUUCAAAAUCUUAAUCAUUUUCGCUUUCUUGAUGAAAUAAUUACUCGGUUCUGUAAUCUCAUGGCUAAUUCAAGACACUUGUUGUGGACUGUUGUGGUUUUUGUUGUGCUUCUCUGUGGUAAGUUGAUGAACUGUUUUCACAUGUAAUGUAUUCAGAUUUAUAACUUGUGGAUAUGUUUUGAAUAUGUAUGCUUGUAGGUUACACUAUCAAAGUUUCUGUGAUCACAGUAGGAAUUUUGCAUGUGUACAUUCUGAGAAUUGAAUGAUUUGUAAGAAAUGUUUGAGGGAACUCACUCGCUAGUAAACGCCACUGAUCGUGGUAAGACCAUAGAAAUAUUAGACCUGUCUAUUAUUUCUAUGGGUAAGACAUCAUUCGCAGGCAUCGCCAUUAGAUUAUCGGGCAAAAUAUGCUUGCAGGCCAAAAAAUAAGUGAAUUAACCAUGAGAUGCCUGCGGAGGAGGCUAGGUAAGACCGUGGUAAACAAUGAGUCCGUUUCCUCAAACAUUUCUUACAAUUUACAAAUCGUUCAAAAUGUAGAAUUUAUAGGGGUGGUGAAUAGGGGUAUACAAAUCCGCUCAAAUUUGAAGCAAAAUCCGCGAUCCGACAAUGGCCUUGUCUAAAUUUGAAUCCGCUAAAAGAUAUACUAUGAAGUCACAAUCCAGGAUCCGAAUUAAAUUGCAAGCUAAAUCCACAAUCCGAGCCAAAAUAUUUGAUAAAUCCGCAACCACUGUAUUAAUCCGUGUAAAAUAUUCGCCAGAUCCGAAAUUUUUUUCUAUGAAAUCCGACGAUCCGAAAACCUAUUCCCCCCCCUCCACAGAAAUUUUGAUAGUGUAAACCAGCCAUUAGUUCACAAAAUUCCGCAUCCUUUACAUUUAUAGGUGUGUACUAUUGGGGGCCUUCGGUUUCCCAAGCCGAAACACACGAUGCCAAUGGGACAAAUCCUUGUUUCGAGCCAAAGUUCGUUGGACCUUGUCGGGCUGCCAUGCCGAGAUAUUACUACAAUCAACAAAGCAAGGCUUGCGAGAUGUUCAUCUUUGGAGGAUGUUCGGCAAAUGGGAAUAAUUUUGUGAAAAAAGAAGAUUGUGAAAUAACAUGUCUCGGCCAUCCCACUCCCAGCCAAGGUAGUGACGAAUUUUGAAAGGUGUGCUUUCAGAUUUCCGAGAAAUGAAUUUUUGAAUGUCGCAGUCUUUUUUGUAAUGGUGGAACUUGGUAUUUUUUAGGUCCCUGAGAUGAAGAAUGGAAACUGAGCAAAAAAUUUAAUUUGUUUAUUAAAAUAUGAUAAACAUAUUCACUAUACUUUUAUUGUAUUAUUGUAAAAAAUCUAUCGACUAUAAGCAAUGUCAAAAUGUACUAUUCUCCAUUCUUUUGAGAAUAAAUUAUCACAAUCAUAACUAUAUUGUCUACCAAAGACUUAGUUAAUAUUUUCAUAGAUUGUCAUUUGAUAAAAUAGUACGACCAUCUCAAUGCCAUUGUUUUAUUAAGUAGUUCUAAACGGACUAAUAAGUUUUUACCGAUUGCCGACCAAUCUACAAUUGAGGUGCAUAUAAUAAUUGAAUCCAUGACCAUAUAAUCUCCACAAACGUAUGAUUUCGUUUCUGUAUAAGUUUUGUUCCUUGUUCUUAUAAUUUCGAUAUUAAGUUUCCGCUACCAAAGGUAUUGUUAGGAUCCAAAGAUUUCUUAAUCCCUCGCAUGACUUCGACGCCAACGGUCGAGACCGUCGCCGGAAGCCAUUUCUUUCUUAACUUGCCAAUGCCGUGAUGAUGCGAGAGGCUGCCACCAUUGGCUAACACUUCGUCCCUGGCACCGUCUUCGAUUUCCUGGUACAAGGCUAACGGAUCGGGCAGUCCGUGGUAAUUGAAGCCAAAGUAGAAAUACACACAAGCACCAGUGUCGUAGGUCUGAGUCACCCUGCACGUGACCAAUGGCUUAUACUGGAUUCCCAGAUCUUUACACUUCUUAUAUAUAGCAGCCUUGGUAUUACGACACAAGGUGGCGACUCUGUCCCAUGGCACGCAUGUCUCAAACGAUUCGGCGAUGAAACUGUAGUCAAAGCCCAGAUCACGGAGAUAAGCGAUUACAAACGUCAGCAUGUAACCGCGUCGCCCAUUUUCAGCUCCGGCUGACAGCCCGCCAUGUUUCUUCGCGAUAGCAUAAACCAACUUCUCCUGGUUCUCGACGCUUUCCCGUGUGCCUUGAAACAGCAAGGUAGCCACGCAUAGCGUGUUCGGGUCGAAUCCUUUGAAUCUAGUAACGUAGACGGUUUUUAUUCCGUCCAUAAGUGAUUGAAAAAAUGAACCAGAUUGUGGUUUUAGGGUCUGACCGAAUUUAAACUGUUGGUUGUCCAUAAGACGUAUCGAAGCCGGAGCGCAGCGUAGUUUUGCGAUCUCUCGUAGGCAUUCCACGCCAGAUUCGAAAUUCGGGAAGACCACAGAGCCGUAGGUUAUACAUUCCGGUAGCGGCUGAAUACGUAAUGUUACUUCGGUGACCACACCAAGGGUACCU